UGAUGAUAAGUUUCUCCCGAUUACCUGGAAACCAGUUGUUAGUUUCACGUUGAGAAGGUAAGUUAACAUUUACCUUUACCUGAGUUAAGAUCAAUCGUAUUUUUUAAACAAUCAGUUUACAAUCAAAUCAAAAUAAUGUUGACAAUUUAAGACGUUUUUUAAUCAACAGUCAAUUAUUUGUGUGUUCAUAUGUUAACAAAUGUUGUGUUUCAAACAAUUAUUAGUGGAUUAGUUUAUUGUGUUUGUGUUUUACUUUUCGGCGAAAUUAUUUCAACUUCAAAUCACAACAAUCAACAGUUUCUGAUCGGAUCAAAGGAAUUAAAAUCUUUAUAAACAAUUUGGAAACUUCCUAAUCCCACAAAGAAUCAAAUCAUUGGUCAAAUUUUGGCCACAAUCUGAAUUGGUUCCGAUUGACCAUAACUACAAAAGGAAAAUUAUUUAUAUGAAAAUUAUUAUUAUUAAUUAUUCGACUUGAAUAAUAUUAACCUGAUUAUCCGAAUCAUGGAAGAACCUUUAACUCCACGAGAAUUUCUAUCUCGAUAUAAUUUACCUCAAUUGGUUCGUAUUCAUGAAGCUCAUCGAGUUUCCCUGGACUCGACACUUUCCUCUGAUUGUUCCAGUUUGAAAAGAGCUCGAUCGACAAUUAACUCAUUGGAAUUGAGUGAAUCAUCAUCUGGAUCAUGUUCAUCAACUUCAACCAUGACAAGCGAAUCCUUGAAUUGUUCAGACUCAUCAGGAAUCGGUAGAUCAUCAAGACAUCGACAAAUACCGACAAAAAUGCCCGAAAGAAACAAUAAUCAUCACAAUUAUCAUCUAAAUCAACACCGUAAUCACAACAAUCAUCUUGUUAACAAUAACAAUCAUAACGGUAAACACAAACGGAUGACAAUCAACGGAGCAAUUGGACUGAAUAAAUUAACUACAUCAACCUCAUCACCAGGAAUAAUCAAUUUCUCCUCCAACAACACCAAUAAAAAGCAAAGUGUCAAAACGAUCUGUGGUAUUAAUCAACUUAUCAAAUCGUCUAGUGAUCAAACCAAACAAUCAGUUAAUUGUGAAGAACUGGAUCUUGAUCAACCCUUCCUACUUUACAAGGCAUAUACGAGUAGGCAAGUUAUUGGUUACACUGUUUCUCCCGAUUCAUCAUUUGAUUCAAAUUACUUCAAAAAGGUUGGACCCAAUUUAUUGAUUCCUGAAGGUUAUAGAGGUUGGUUCUCUCUCGUCAAUAGUAAAGGACACACAGCAGGUUAUUUUAAUUCUAUCGAUGAAGUUGGUCGAGCUCAUGUUCCGUACUUUUUGACUCGAGAUGCGAUUCGAGGAUAUAAAGCACCUCGAUUCGCUGUAUUAGCCGAAACACCAACUCGCGUAACCUCACUAAUUGCUGUUAAAGGUAAUUCAAAUUAUGAGCCCAUUACCAUUGAAGGAGGAACCGUAUUGAGAUUUGUUGGCGUUUAUGAAGAUAUAAGCGCUUUUAUCUUGUCAAAUGGUAAACCAAAAAGUUCAUUAAGGUUCAAGAAAAAUAUGCCAACACCAUUGGAACAUGGUCCUAGAUACGCCAAGUGCAUUAGAUUUGGUUCAGUCCCCGGCGGUGAGAUUUUAUUUGUACCCAUAACCGAGACUGGAAGGUUCUAUGUGAUGGCUAAACGAUCGAGUGAAUUAAGUUACAAUCAUGUUUACUCAUUUUCUCAAUUACUCCGAUUCGUUAAAUUACCGGUAACUGUUCAAUUAGUAACUGGUCCUAGACCUCGUAAUUAUCCUAAUUGUGAUAUUUUCCAACCAAAUUUACCGACUAAUUUCAGUGCUGUCCUGAGAUUAGAGGAGAUUCGGGUUCGAGAUGUUAUUCUUGGCUGUACUUUAAGAUCACAAUCGGCAAUUAAUGGUAACAACUCUGAUCGAAGUAGCGCUUUAUCGUCAAUACGACGAACUUGGAGAGGAGGAAAUCGAUCGGCAAUUAAUAAGACCGAAGAUAAGCCGACACUCCUUGAGUUUGAUCUUGAUUCGGGCUUCUCGUUUUACCGAACUUUUGUCGAAAGAAAUGGAACCUUAAGUAGUCGAAAGAUUCCCGAACUUGUUAUCCAAAGGAUCGGCUAUUGUGAUACUGAGGCUGAUUCAUGGAGACGGCAAAUCAAACUGGCUCAUGAUAUUGUCACCAAAGAUUCAGUAAUUAAUCAACAACCAACUUUACCAUGUUAUCGAAAGUCAAGAAAAUCGCUAUUCGAUUCAGGUGUAAUUCCAGACUCACUACCCAAUUGUGAGAUUGAUAAAAUGGCCUCGAUUGGAUCUCGAACUUCAUCUGGAGUUUCUACUGUUUCUAGAUUGUCGAAAAUUAUUCAAAAGUUUUGGUCUCCAUUGAAAAAAGGUUCAACCGUUUCCGGAUUUCGAAGUAAAAACGAUCGACUUGAAGACUUGGAUGUUGUUGAAUUUGAUGAUAUUGAUGAGGAAGAAACAAAUUGUGGCGAAGAAAUUAACUGUAAAAAAGUUAAUUCCAAUGGAAUUAAAGAAAAUACUAACCAAAAUCGUUCGAAACCAAUUGUUGCCGAUCAACAUCAUUACGAAACAUUGAAAAAAGUUGAUGAGGUUAAAUAUUUUCCGCCGAAGCAAAAAUUGACCCGUAAACAAACACUGGACGUUAUAUUUACCGAUAUUGAAGUUUCAUCGAUUGAUAAAAAUCGAACACCAUCAAAAUCAACAAUUCCAACACCAAGUUCAGAGGAUGAACCAGCUUAUUCAACAAUUGAAUAAAUUAUUGAGAGAAUAUAAAAAAAAGAGAAAACUUAAUUAACCUAAUUGUAAACACCUUUCGUCUAGUCUGUAAAAUUGUGAUACUUAUUUCGAUAACUUUAAACUAUUGUUAAUACACUGUAAUGUUGUUAAAUGUAUUUUUCCAUCUUCAUAUUCAUUAAAAUAUCAAACAAAAA
This is a messenger RNA of Panonychus citri (citrus red mite), 2918 nucleotides long. RefSeq lists its product as uncharacterized. Lineage: Eukaryota; Metazoa; Arthropoda; Arachnida; Trombidiformes; Tetranychidae. The transcript has 5 exons. The coding region runs from base 502 to 2742 and encodes 746 amino acids. The record is from RefSeq and is a predicted model, not a curated record.